UUUAACACUUUUUGUUGUAAAAUUCAGUAUGAGAUCAGUGGCUCUAGACGCUUUUUGUUUUGUUACUGUGAUUAUACUCCUUGGCAAUGCUUGUGGAUAUACUUUUUUAGAGAACUUGCAGAACAUGAUUGAUAACGAAAGACGUAAAGACUUUUCUACAUUGGAUGAAUUUCCUCUCUUCAAACUCGACAAUUUUAUGCGCACAAAUCUAAAUACUGAAUAUGACCAGGCUGACAACAGUAUUUUGAAUGAAAAAAGGCAAAUGAUUGAAGACUACAAAAUGCUAUCAAAACGGGUUGUUUGCACUAAAUAUGGAUGUAACAUUCUUGCUUCAGUAAAGAAAAUGUCGGACAACUAAUCUCAAAAUCGCCAACCUUCAUGUUUUAUCAAAUCGAAUAAAACAAUUAGGUUUCAUUGCAUUCGAGGAACAAAUGUCCACAUAGAAUUAUGUUCUCUUCUCCUUUACUUUUAAACAGGAUGAUAAAAAAAAUCUUGACACUGAAUACAGCAACCUUUACAAAAUAUAUAUCAAAAACGAUAUGAAGCCGUGUCGUCAAGUUGUAAGGCGUAAUAACUUUCGGAAGUUCUUACAACCAGUCUUUGAACAUAAAUUUUAGUGAUGGA
Messenger RNA from Mytilus trossulus (common blue mussel), 624 nucleotides. RefSeq lists its product as uncharacterized. The transcript is spliced from 3 exons. The record is from RefSeq and is a predicted model, not a curated record. NCBI's taxonomy places the organism in Eukaryota, Metazoa, Mollusca, Bivalvia, Mytilida, Mytilidae. Bases 29 to 358 code for a protein of 109 amino acids.